GCCCCCAUUCGGGCCCGGCCUCGCGGCGGCGGCGACUCGGCAGCUCCGCCGCGCCCGCGCGUCCCGGGAGUCGGCGCGGCGCGUGACAUCACUGGUGGUUUCUCCCGCCUGCCUGCAGUGAGCUUUCCAAGUUACUCCAGACUCCUGUGCUCCAAGAAAUCAGACCAUCCAGCUUGUCGAAGGCAGGGUCGGCCUUCCACCACGGAGAGCCCAGCUGUCAGCUGCCUCACGGGAAGAUGCUGGGUGUGCGUGUGGCCACCGCCCUGGGCGUGCUGUGGUUCUGCCUCACAGGCACCGCCGUGGAGGUGCAGGUCCCCGAAGACCCCGUGGUGGCCCUUGUAGGCACCGAUGCCACCCUGCGCUGCUCCUUCUCGCCCGAGCCGGACUUCAGCCUGGCGCAGCUCAACCUCAUCUGGCAGCUGACGGACACCAAACAGCUGGUGCACAGCUUCGCCGAGGGCCGGGACCAGGGCAGCGGCUAUGCCAACCGCACUGCGCUCUUCCCCGACCUGCUGGCUCAGGGCAACGCGUCCCUGAGGCUGCAGCGCGUGCGCGUGGCCGACGAGGGCAGCUUCACCUGCUUCGUGAGCAUCCGGGACUUCGGCAGCGCCGCGGUCAGCCUGCAGGUGGCGGCCCCCUACUCAAAGCCCAGCAUGACCCUGGAGCCCAACAAGGACCUGCGGCCCGGGGACACGGUGACCAUCACGUGCUCCAGCUACCGGGGCUACCCCGAGGCUGAGGUGUUCUGGCAGGACGGGCAGGGCGCGCCCUUGACUGGCAACGUGACCACGUCGCAGAUGGCCAACGAGCAGGGCUUGUUCGACGUGCGCAGCGUCCUGAAGGUGGUGCUGGGCGCUAAUGGCACCUACAGCUGCCUGGUGCGCAACCCCGUGCUGCAGCAGGACGCUCACGGCUCCGUCACCAUCACAGGGCAGCCCAUGACAUUCCCCCCUGAGGCCCUGUGGGUGACAGUGGGGCUCUCUGUCUGUCUCGUCGCACUGCUGGUGGCCCUGGCCUUCGUGUGCUGGAGAAAGAUCAAACAGAGCUGUGAGGAGGAGAAUGCAGGAGCUGAGGACCAGGAUGGGGAGGGAGAAGGAGCCAAGACGGCCCUGCGGCCUCUGAAACACUCUGCAAACAAAGAAGAUGAUGGACAAGAAAUAGCAUGACCACAAGGACCAGGGAGCUGCUGCCCCUGUCCUGGGGGCUCCCACCUCUGGCUGCACUGGGGCCUCAGUGUGAGCCCUGGGCUGGGGCUUCCCUGCCCCCAACAGAUGGCUCCCACUCUGGUGGGUCUACUCAUUCUGCAAAGGACACGACACACAGACCACCCUGCAGCCUUAUUUCUCCAAUGGACACGAUUCCCGAGUCAUCCUGCUACCUUAUUUCUCCGUGACACGAUGCAUAAAUCAGCCUGCUGCCUUAUUUCUUAUGGACACAAGACACAGACCACCCCACCACCUUAUUUCUCCAAUGGAUAUGCUACACGGACCAUCUGGCUGCCUUUUUUCUCCAAAGGACACCGACCCUCUGCCUUAUUUCUCCAAAGACAUGACACACAGUCCCCCCUUUCCGUGUUUCUCCAGUGAUCCUGAUACACUAGUUAUCACUUCUUGGCCUUGCUCGCAUCUGCCUGUAAUCCCAUCUCCUCAGACAGGGGUACUGCAGCCUCAGCAUUUCCUUGAGUCCAGAGGGGUCUCCUCCUGCUCUGGGCCCAGUGUUGGCCUUUUCCCUCCCCCGGGCAUGUCUAUGUGAAGACAGCCACCUCCCCCGGGCAUGCAGACACGCAGGUGCACGUGCUGGAACACGUACCCACCUCCCUGGCCCAGUCUCUUCCAUGGUGCUCUGGGCUGUGCCCGUGAGCCCCCCCCACCGCCCACCCUCCCCAAGGGAAGCAUGUGCUGGUCACACUGGGUCUCUGGGCUGCUGCAUGGCCCCCCUGGGGGUCAGCUUCUGUCCGUCUGCUUUUCCUGCCUUUCCUUUCAUGUGUCCCUUCAAGUAAUGUUCCCUGAGCAUCCGUGGUGUGUCAGCGCUGCGUUAGGAGUGUGAGAAGAUGAGCCCCUCCCUCAAGCAGCUCGCUCUUCAGCUGGGAAACCCGUGUGGAAACAGCGGUUCAUGAGGGGGCUCCUGCCUUGCUCCCUACUGUACUCCUCUGUGCCCACAGCUCCCUGGAUACCUCACCCCCAUCCAUCCCUAACCCUUACCCAGAGCAGAGGGCGGGGGCAGGAUCCUGGAGAGAAGGACGGAGCCUCUCGCCACAAGUGGAGAAUCUGAUGGUUUCCAAAGUGUCUUUCCAGGGGUGAGCAGGUGGCCAAGGCCCACCAGAUCUGGAGAGUGAAGCCUAGGGGACACCUGGGGCCUCUCCUCGUGGGCUGGAGCCUGGGGGCAGGGACAUAGCCACCCCUCCCCCAUGGUGCUACUCUGAGGCUGGGGCAGACAGUUCCCAGCUUGUCUCCAGCCGGCCCCCAGCAUCUGGCAGAGUGACCUUCUGGUGUUCUCUUGCUGACCUGUCUCCCUUCGCCAGGAAUGGAAGACAUGGGGAUUUCUAAUUUAAAUGUGGGACUCUGAGGAAUUUUGUUAACUGCGGGUGUAUUUGGGAAAAAUAAAUGCCUUCGUAGAAAGUUUUUUCUCUGCAGAGUAUGUGGAAACAGGCCGGGCAUCAGGACUCGGCAGGAGGGAUUCCCUCCUGGACAGUUGAGGCCGGGGUAGGGAUGCCUG
This is a messenger RNA of Diceros bicornis minor, 2715 nucleotides long. RefSeq names its product CD276 molecule (gene CD276). NCBI's taxonomy places the organism in Eukaryota, Metazoa, Chordata, Mammalia, Perissodactyla, Rhinocerotidae. Bases 237 to 1166 code for a protein of 309 amino acids. The record is from RefSeq and is a predicted model, not a curated record. The transcript has 9 exons.